Sciurus carolinensis (gray squirrel) is the source of this 1544-nucleotide messenger RNA. RefSeq names its product cyclin-L2-like. Gene Ontology annotation, molecular function: cyclin-dependent protein serine/threonine kinase regulator activity. Gene Ontology annotation, cellular component: nucleus. Gene Ontology annotation, biological process: regulation of transcription by RNA polymerase II. Lineage: Eukaryota; Metazoa; Chordata; Mammalia; Rodentia; Sciuridae. The coding region runs from base 1 to 633 and encodes 210 amino acids. The transcript has a single exon. The record is from RefSeq and is a predicted model, not a curated record.
AUGCAGCCUCUAGCCGGAGCUCUGGGGUUGGCGGUCCCCGCGGCCGCGGCCGGCACCCCGAGCUUGGGGAGCGCUGCGCCCGGGUCGCAGGGGGUGCUGAUCGGGGACAGGUUUAUCACCUUGGAGAACUGCCUGCUGCCCGACGACAAGCUCCGCUUCACGCUGUCCAUGUCGAGCGGCCUCCGCGUGGUGGGCUGCGAGCUGAUCCAGGCGGCCGGCAUCCUGCUCCGCCUGCCGCAGGUGGCCGUGGCUACGGGGCAGGUGCUGUCCCAGCGGUUCUUCUACACCAAGUCCUUCGUGAAGCAUUCCAUGGAGCAUGUGUCCAUGGCCUGUGUGCACCUGGCGUCCAAAAGAGAAGAGGCUCCGAGGAGAAUUAGGGAUGUCAUCAAUGUGUUUCAUCGGCUCCGGCACCUGAGAGAAAAGAAGCAACCUGUGCCUCUUCUCCUAGAUCAAGAUCAUGUCAACUUGAAGAACCAGAUCAUAAAGGCAGAAAGACGGGUCCUCAAGGGGCUGGGCGUCUGUGUCCACGUGCAGCACCCUCACAAGAUAAUCGUUAUGUGCCUUCAGGUGCUAGAGUGCGAGCGGAACCAACACCUGGUCCAGACCGCAUGGGUAGCCUCUGAGGGUAAGUGACUAAGACUUCUCCUCUGCUGUCCAAGCGCUUUGGUGCAGGGACAGCGGCCGUCUCCAGCCAACCCAGUGCAGGCUCUCCACCGAAGGCUGGCUCUAGACUGGUGGUAUGCGUACGAUAGUAUAGUCAUGGCCGACUGCUGCUUGUGGUUCUGACGAUUGUGCUUCUUGUUGAUCCUGUCGUGCUUUGGUAAUUGUAUCGAUUAGAGUUGGUAACUGUCUCUUGACUUGGACUUUGUCCCCUUAAAACUGCUGCACCUGUACCAUAAAGAUGCAGUACCUUUCUCUAAAACAUCUGUGGGAAGCUGUAAGGGCUGAAAUGACAAUUGGUCGAUGGGAAUUGAGGCCGCUGGUGUGGGACUGUGCCGAUACUUCUCCAGGCCCUGAGACUCUGUGCAGCAGCUCAGCUGGACUCCCUUCAGGAAAGAUGUGCAUCUUUAAAUUAUUCUUUGGACUCUUUACAAAAUGUUGUAAAUUAUUUCAAAUGUAGCAAUAAGUUUAUAUGUUUUGGGGAUUUCAUUUGUUUUUUAGAACUUAAAACUUAAUGGAAUAGUGUCAUUGUUUGAAUACUGAAAAUGUUUUAUUAGAAACAAAAUGUUUGCCAACUUCUGGGCUUUUCACCCAUGGUCGCUCCUGGACCAGCGGCUAUACUUCCGCCACACUGCCUUCCCUCUUGAACCCUGGAGCAAGCUCCUCCAGACCGGCCGCCUCUCGCCUCUCGUAGGCAUCUGUGGAAUUUAUCGUUUAGCGUCUGAAAGGGUGUGGAUGUUACCUUCUCCGGGGUUUAUUGAGGGGAAAGAUAUCGGGUGGAGGGCAGUAUCCCUCAGGUCACCCACCCGUGCGUGUGGCCUGACACCAGGGUGCACUGUGCCAUUAUCAGGGCAUGCUGGGCAGUAAAUGUAUGACUUCUUCAA